This is a messenger RNA of Camelina sativa (false flax), 1062 nucleotides long. RefSeq lists its product as uncharacterized. The record is from RefSeq and is a predicted model, not a curated record. Lineage: Eukaryota; Viridiplantae; Streptophyta; Magnoliopsida; Brassicales; Brassicaceae.
AGUUUUUUUGGUUACAAAUGGUGAGAAAUAAAAGAUAGUGUUGGGACACAAUCUAACACGUUCCACUGAUUCACUCUAAAAAGAGUCACCAAACAAAAACACUUGUGCUUAGCUUCAUACUUCUUUCUUUGUCCUCUUCCCUUCUUUCUUCUUUCUUCUUCCUUCUUCCUCAAAUUCACUCAGAUUCUCUCACCAGACACAAACUCCAGAUUCAUCCGACAAUGAAAACUUUCAGAACAUUCCAUCUUUUUCUUUUUCUCUUCUUCACAUUCAUCACUACUACACUGACGUCACCAUCUCAGAUCGCAGACUGUACAAUGUGCACUUCUUGUGACAACCCUUGUCAACCAACCCCUUCUCCUCCACCGCCUUCAAACCCAUCUCCGCCGCCUCCAUCUCCCACCACCACAGUCUGUCCUCCACCUCCUAGCUCCAGCGGUAGUAGUGGUGGUGGUGGCGGUCCAUACUACUACUACCCACCUCCUUCUCAAUCAGGCUCUUACCGUCCACCACCAUCUUCCUCCGGCGGUGGCUACGUCUAUCCACCCCCUAAAAGCGGAGGAAACUACCCUUUCACUCCUCCUCCAAACCCUAUCGUUCCGUACUUUCCGUUUUACUACUACAACCCUCCGCCGCAAUCUGUUAUGUCCGGAUCCGAUGCAAGAAACAGAUUCACUUACGGAUUUACUUUUGUCUUAAUCUUCACUUGUUUUUUGUUACAAUAAUAUAGCAAUACCCCCGAUUAAUAAGAAGAAGAUGAUAUGUAGAGGAAGUCGAAGUAGCUUAUAUUAGUAUCACAAGAUUUUCCUCAGAUCCUUGCAGAGAAGAAGAAGAAGAAGGUAGAGAUUGAAGGCUAUGCAUGAGAGAGAUCUUCACACUACAAUAUUGAAACGAUUACAUUAUUGUUUCUUCUAUAUUUUUACUACUUUUUUUUGUUUUGCUUUGUACAAGUAGAAAUCAUAUAUAAAUGUACUACUACUACUUCUAUCUUUUAACAAAUUUUGUGUUUAGUGAAUGUAACUCUUUCGUUACAAUAAUAAUGAUAAUAAAUAUUUUGAAUAA